This is a messenger RNA of Ricinus communis (castor bean), 2063 nucleotides long. Its product is annotated as GATA transcription factor 8. Gene Ontology annotation, cellular component: nucleus. The transcript has 4 exons. The record is from RefSeq and is a predicted model, not a curated record. Gene Ontology annotation, molecular function: sequence-specific DNA binding; zinc ion binding. The coding region runs from base 494 to 1573 and encodes 359 amino acids. Lineage: Eukaryota; Viridiplantae; Streptophyta; Magnoliopsida; Malpighiales; Euphorbiaceae. Gene Ontology annotation, biological process: positive regulation of DNA-templated transcription.
AGAGGAGAGAGAAGACUUCAACAUCAAGACAGUGAAGGAGGAGGAGAAGAAGAAGGGUGGUGAGGAGCAAGAGCAAAAAAUAAAAUAAAAUAAAAUAAAAUAUUAAUUUUUUUUGUUUGGUUGAAAAGAAAAAAAGACAGCUAGCAGUGAAGGAGGAUGCUCACCUACCAUAAUCCCUCCCAAUCACUCACUCACUCACUUGCUGCUGCUGCUGCUACUACUUCCCUCCUCCUUUUCCUUUUUAGCCUCUCCUUUCUCUCCUCUCUAUUUUUCCUCAUUUCAAACACCCCCCUCUCUCUCUCUCUCUCUACUCUACUCUCCCUUCUAAUUCUCUUCACUUCUACUUCUUCUCUGUCUUCAGCAAAAGGAAUUUGGAAGUAUAAUUUCUAAGUUUCCAGUGUUAGGAACUUGAAAACAGAGGAAUCACCUUCAACAUUUUCUUGGAAAAAUAUCAAAAGGAAAAUCUUAGUAGUUAAAAACAAGAAUUAUCACCAUGAUUGGACCAACGAAUUUCAUCGACGAAAUAGAUUGCGGCAGCUUCUUUGAUCACAUUGACGACCUUCUCGACUUCCCUACGGACGAUAUUGACUCUUGUCUUCCGGAUUGCACCAACGCCGUCAAUGUUAACGGAAACGUCAACUCGUUUCCGAGUAUUUGGUCGACUCAGUCCGAUUCACUUCCGGGUUCCCACUCGGUUUUUUCUAGUAACACCAACAAUAAUAGCGCCUCUGAUCUCUCCGCCGAGUUGUCCGUUCCAUAUGAAGAUAUUGUUCAGCUUGAAUGGUUAUCAAACUUUGUUGAGGAUUCCUUCUCUGGAGGAAGCCUUACAAUGAAUAAAGAAGAGUCCACUUCCAUUAACAAGGACUCAUCCCAUCAUCACCAAUUUCAAACCUCAAGUCCAGUUUCUGUCCUAGAAAGCAGCAGCUCCUGCUCUGGAGAGAAAACUGUGCCUCGCAGUCCGGAAAUCAUUGCCUCUGGUAGGCGUGGACGUGCUCGUAGCAAACGUCCUCGCCCUGCCACUUUCACUCCCCGCCCAGCAAUGCAGCUUAUCUCGCCUAGCUCUUCAGCUACCGAAACACCUCACCAGCCUUUUGUUGUCCCUAAGGCACCUUCGGAUUCUGAAAACUAUGCUGAGUCGCGCCUUUUGAUCAAAUUACCUAACAAGCAAGUUGUCCCGGAACAUAAGAAGAAGAAGAAGAUCAAGUUUACUGUUCCAUUAGGUUCUGCAGAGACAAGCCAUGAUUCAUCACCACCACCGCAACAACAAGCGGUCAGGAAAUGUAUGCAUUGCGAGAUAACAAAGACACCUCAAUGGAGGGCAGGUCCAAUGGGGCCUAAAACCCUUUGCAAUGCUUGUGGUGUUCGCUAUAAGUCAGGCCGGCUUUUCCCCGAAUACCGACCUGCUGCAAGUCCAACCUUCGUUCCAUCCUUGCACUCCAAUUCCCAUAAGAAAGUUCUUGAGAUGCGGAACAAGGUGGGCGACAAGCUUGUCAUGCCUGGAGCAACAACAAUAAUGACCAACUCGCCGGAGUUUAUUCCAAAUAACAGCAACCUUGCGAUGGAUUACAUGUGAGGGAGGAAAUGGAGAACCGAAUUCCGAGUCCCCACCCUUUAUGCUAUUUGGUUACUGUUAAUUUCAUUGCUUUGUUAAUUGUUUUUUCUUUCUGUACAGGGAUGGAAUGGGGGAAAUAGAGAGCCAUAGAUGACCAUAUUUUUAGCUAGUAGAGAGAAAGAUUGUAAGGGAACUGAAAAAAGGGUUAGAGCAUAAAAUGGAGCUUUUUAAGGAUAGUAAGAAAGUUUUAGGUGUUUAGUCAUGGGAUAGGUCCUUAAGGUUAUUUAGGUAUUGAGAUUCUGUGUCUGUCUCUUUCUUUUUUUAUUUUUUUUCUUUUUUGUUGCAUUCUUUUUGUUUCCUCCCCUUUCUCUUUGAUGGGUAUUCUUUUUGCAGUUCAAUUUGUUAGUAGAAAAUUCUGAGAUGAGUAAUGGAUUUUGAAAACUUGUAAUGCCUCAUCUACAAUUUUCUUCCAUUCCCUGUUCUUGCUUUCUAUAACAUUCUUCAUUUGCAA